CACGCCAAUUUUAUUUUUAUUGGAUGAAAAAUUUAAUCAUUCUCCAUAAUUUUAAAUGAAUCGAGUUGCAUUGUAUUGUUUAGCAUUCGUAGAAGCACGAAAUUUUUCGCACAAUGAAUAAAUUCAUCGCUUUUGAGCAAAGCGUUGAUGUUUAAAAUUCCGAAGAAUGUUUGUUUGCUUGUUUAUCUUCUUUGAUUGAAUUUUUUUUGGAUAAUAUCUAAGUGCAUUGCCUUUUCAAUUCCGAAACCUGCCUUUAAUUUGUGAGUCGACUGUGUUUUUUUUUGUUUUUUUAUUUUUUUAUUUUUUGUGAUAGUGUAUGUACAGUAGCAUUGAUCGACUUUUGUUAAUGUACGGUAUAAUUUGAUAAUAUGUGUUCUUUCCUUAAUGAAUGUUAGUUUAUUAUUGUUCACUACUAAUUUUUUCAGGAAUUUCUGUAACUUGAGGAUUAUUUUUCAUUUUCUGAGUAAUAGUGUGCUCAGCAUCUUUUUCCGUGGUAAUAUUUGUAUGCUUAAUGUAUUAUUCAGUAAUUUGAGAAAGAAUAUCGAAUUUCUGGAAAGCUGAAAUGUCAGUCUCACAAUGUGCUUCUUUGCGAUUUUCUUCAAAACUUGGAAGUUCAGACUUGAAUGUGCCUUUAUGCCAAAUCUGGAUAGUUCUAAAAUUUGGUAUUCUUAAAGAGAUUUAUUGGGCUGUGGGCGAUACGAGAAUUGAAUUAGUUUGCAGCAGUUGCAUAUCAUUUUCUCAUACCAAAAGGAUUUACCAACAUUAUUCUUAUGGCAGUGUGAUGACGUUGCGUAGACAAGCUGGAGAGUAAAAACUAACUCUUUGAUCACUUCUGUUAGAUCUAAACAAUUAAGGUUCUUUAUUUCAUCUUAUGCUGGAAGGAUGAAGAUGGAAGCACCUCCAACAGUUUUGUUUACUGAUGAUGAUAGAAAGAACCUGGAGCAGUUGCUUGAUGUCUUUGGACGUGUUGUCUCUCUUGAUGACAUUGCUGCAGCUUAUUGUAAAGCAGGUCGGGAUCCAAUUAUUGCAGGUGAUAUACUUGGAGAUCUGCAAGCUAGCACCUCUAUAACUACUACCUCUGCAUCAGAAGAAAAAAUAGAGGAUUCUUGGACAUUGACUUCUGAAUCCGAAUUUGAGGAAGUAGGAGAUUCCGUGACAUUAACUUCUGAAUCUGAAUCUGCAUCUGAUAUUCAUGCCAAGAGAGCCGGUCCCAGUUCAUCUAAGCAAAAAAAGUUAUCAGUGUCUAUGGGGACUGUCUCAAGCAUGAUCCCUAGAGACUAUGUGACAAAUAGGCCACUCAUUCCAGAAACUUCUACGAGAAUUAAGCCACUGAAAUUAAGUGUGGAUGAUUUUUUUACCCCAGAGAUAAGGGAUGAGAAAGCUCCAUUAGGUGCUGCCGCUAUGAGUGAAACCCUGCCAGGCAGUGUUGAGGAGUUCCUCUUCAAAAUGCUCGGAGAUGGAUUCUCUCUUGACAUGAGUGUAAUUGAAGAUGUUGUGGGCCAGUGCGGCUAUGAUCUAAAUAAGAGUAUGGAUAAGCUGCUAGAUUUGUCAGCAUCAACUUUGGGAAAGAGUGAUGAUAUUUUAGACAUAGGUGUUCAGAAAUCCGUGGAGAGUCCAGAUUUUGCAUCAGUUGCAUCGCAAGAGACACCCUCAAUGCCAGAUCCAACCAGCCGUUCCAAAGCAAAGAAUAUGACUAAAAAUGGGCUCAACUUAUCUAAGAAGGAGAAGGACAGGUAUGAGCUUCAGAAGGAAGUUCUACAGACAUUGUUUAAUGUGCCUGCAAGACAUGAUGAUGUGGAUGACGUGAUUCGUCAUGUGAGGGAAGUUGAAAAGUCUAGGCGAUUAAGCCAGUUUGUAGUGAAACCAUUACAGGAGACUGUAGAACGCCAGAUUCUUAUCAGGACACCACAGAGUGAUGCAAAAAAUGGUGAGGAGAAUGAAGAAAGCUACGAAGUUCUCCGAAAAGCUGUAAAGGAGUAUUGGAUUACAAUGAAAGAGUACUAUAAAGCAGCUGCUGAAGCAUUUCAAAAAGGAGAUCAUGUCAAGGCAUGCAGAUUCCUGGAAGAGGGAAACUUUUUCAUGACAAAGGCCCGAGAGACUGAUGAACAAUCCGCUCAAAAGCUUCUUGAAAUCAGUUACAGCAAAGAAAUUGUGACUGUCGAUCUUCACGAUUUUGAGCCAAAGGAAGCAGUGCGCUGUCUCAAAAUUCAGUUGACAUCUCUUUGUGGCAUCUCCUCUAUUCAAUAUCUCAAAAUCAUAGUUGGGAUCACCAAUGAAGAAGCCAAAGGUCUUCGGAAGCGUGUGAUAAUCAAACUUUUGGAGAGGGCCUCGAUAGCAUGGACGGAAGAAGAUAAUGGCAAAGCAAUUGUGAUAAAAGCAGAUGAAAUAGAUCCAAGGAAACUGACUUUUGCUAAAAAAUCAACUGUCUGAGCCUGAAAUACUUCCGCAUUUUUUGCGUAGACAGGAAACAACCAAAUUGGUCUUAUAGCCCCUUUUUGCUGGCAGAAAGACUUCAAAGGAAUCCUUAAAUUUUCUGUUCCUCUUAAUUCUCAACCAAUAAAGUUCUGCUUUGGCACCGUUUACUCAGACUAAUGUUUUGCUCAUUGAUAUCACGAGUAGAUUAACCAA
This is a messenger RNA of Nicotiana attenuata, 2628 nucleotides long. Its product is annotated as putative nuclear RNA export factor SDE5. The coding region runs from base 883 to 2430 and encodes 515 amino acids. The transcript has 12 exons. The record is from RefSeq and is a predicted model, not a curated record. Lineage: Eukaryota; Viridiplantae; Streptophyta; Magnoliopsida; Solanales; Solanaceae.